GGUUGACAUCCCGGUGUGUAAGGUAAACUAAUACCUGACCUUACUUGCCCUAUGAAAUUAUAUUACUCUUGAACGGAAACACAACAUAGCCCAAGCAAGCGAACUGAAAACGAACCAACCUUACUGAGCCUACCCAAGUUAGCCAUCGCUUGAAAGUCUACGCAGACGAAUGAAGCCUUCAUUCCGCUUGAGGCUUAGCUGUGCGGCGGUGAGCGUUCUUUGGUUUAUCUUCUUGGUACAGGGCUCUGUUGCGCAGUAUGGAUACAAGCAAACGGUCUGCAUGGACACCCCAGGAGUAAACUGCAGGGCCUAUCAGCGGUUCUGCAGAUACAGCCGCUUCCAACAGUACAUGAAAGCCAACUGCGCAAAGAGCUGUGGAUAUUGUGCCGUUGCAAGCUCAUGCCGGGACAAGAACUACAACUGUGCUUCGUGGGCACUUAAUGGCGAGUGCAUAAGGAACGCCCGAUAUAUGGUCCCGAACUGUCCGCGAUCUUGUAAAAAGUGCCCUGUUGAAGGCAGCUGGGGAAUGUGGGGUUCAUUCAGCGCUUGCACUAAGACGUGUAACAAGGGGACGAAGACUCGCUACCGAUUUUGUAACAACCCAAAGCCGGCAAAUGGUGGACAACUAUGCUUGGGAUCUGCGCGCCAAGUGGCAGCUUGCAAUACUCAGCCCUGCGCCACUGCUAUCAAUGGCAAUUGGAGUCCGUGGAGUAGCUUCAGUCCGUGUAGCAAAUCAUGUGGUCGGGGCCUCCAAUCAAGGACCAGGCAAUGUAACAAUCCGUCUCCUAGCAACGGGGGAAGUCCGUGCGUGGGCCUUGCAAAGGAGCAGAAAGAUUGCAACCUGAGAGGGUGUCCAGUCGAUGGCAAAUGGGGAAAGUGGAGUAACUUCUACUUGUGUUCCAAAACAUGCGGUAAUGGCGUGCGUACUCGCUACAGGCUGUGCAACAACCCCGUACCUAUCAAUGGCGGACGCACCUGUAGUGGGGAGUCUCGCGAGAACGCCCCGUGCAAGGUCGCGGAUUGUGGUGAAGACGUUGAUGGGAACUGGAGCGAGUGGAGCAGAUGGAGUGACUGUACUCGCACAUGUAACGGUGGCCACACCCUGAGAUCCAGGAAAUGCAACAACCCGACCCCUCAGGGAGGGGGUAGGGUUUGCGCAGGUGAAGGAAAUCAAGAAAAAGCUUGUAACACUCAGCGAUGCGGUGCAAAGCCUGUUCUAGCACCAUUCAUCUGCGGUGUCCGAAAUGCUCUCGGUCGCAUAGUCGGGGGACAAACAGCAAAAGUCGAGGACUGGCCGUGGCAAGCCGGGCUUAAAAAGGGCCUGGAUGACACUAUAGUCUGUGGGGGGUCUCUGAUAAACCGCGAGUGGGUGGUAACCGCUGCCCACUGCAUUGAUAGAAAUAACCCGAGUAGGACUGGAUGCGUUGUACCGGACCCUCCCAUUCGAGUCAUCCUGGGGGAGUCUGAUGUGACUAAACAUGAAGGGAACGAGAUACAUAGAGAUGUCGCUCAGAUUUGCAUACAUCCCGAUUACCACGAGAUCAAAUUAACAAACGACUUGGCGUUAAUUCGUCUCCGUACCCCCAUCACAACCUUUACCAAGCACGUCAGGCCAGUCUGUCUACCAACCAGCGCCACACCGGACUUAGCCGUGGGAACCAAUUGCACCGUCACGGGCUAUGGAAGAGUAGGCGAAAAUGAGGAUCUUUCUACCCAAUUACGUCAUGCCACGAUCCCAGUCCUCUCGGUCUCUGAGUGUCGGGCCAAUUAUAGCGGUCACACCAUUAACGAUAAAGUCAUCUGCGCGGGCUACGAGGGCGGGAAAAUAGACUCAUGCAAGGGAGACAGUGGUGGCCCUUUCGUGUGUAAGGACCCUCGUGUGACGUCACGAUUCAUCUUGCACGGGGCCGUCAGCUGGGGGGUGGGGUGCGCAAGGAAAGGGCAACCGGGUAUUUACACGGAUAUCAAGAAAUACCUCAACUGGAUCGAUAACAUCGUGAAGAACGUCUAGAAACAAGGCUUUAGACAUAACUGACAACGAAUUGUUCAUUCAUGUAUUUUUCAUUUGAUUGUCUGAAUUUGUUCUCUUUGAUGAGAGAUCUCUUAAGUGUAGGACUCUGUCCUUGAAACGACAGGCCAACAUCGGUCGCUUUUCGGGCGGCAAUCGAAAAUUAGUUGGUGCUCCUGCAUUGUGAAAUCCUUGACUGAAGUAGACUAAGAUUCACCAAUUUGGGAGCUUUUCAUUGAGUAUAAAAAAUGCUAUACAUAAAUGCUAUACAUAGUAUCGUUUCUCUAUUAUUAUUAAAGCCCCAUUCAAUCUUAA
Molecule: messenger RNA, 2323 nt
Organism: Nematostella vectensis (starlet sea anemone)
Lineage: Eukaryota; Metazoa; Cnidaria; Anthozoa; Actiniaria; Edwardsiidae
Product: hemicentin-1
Exons: 10
Coding region: 170-2011 (613 amino acids)
Biological process (GO): proteolysis
Molecular function (GO): serine-type endopeptidase activity
Source: RefSeq, a predicted model, not a curated record